Molecule: messenger RNA, 483 nt
Organism: Diaporthe citri
Lineage: Eukaryota; Fungi; Ascomycota; Sordariomycetes; Diaporthales; Diaporthaceae
Exons: 2
Coding region: 1-483 (160 amino acids)
Biological process (GO): xylan catabolic process
Molecular function (GO): hydrolase activity, hydrolyzing O-glycosyl compounds
Source: RefSeq, a predicted model, not a curated record
AUGCGGCAGACCUAUGAACCUACUAUCGGCUACCAAAAGGUCGGCACUCACAAGGGCACCCUGACCAGCGACGGCGGCACCUACGAUGUCUAUGUCCACCAGCAGGUCAACCAGCCUUCUAUCUCUGGCACCACCACCUUCAACCAGUACAUUUCCAUCCGUCAGACGCCUCGCACCUCGGGGACCGUCACCGUUGCCAACCACUUCAACGCUUGGAAGUCAUUCGGCAUGCAACUGGGUACCUACAACUACCAGACCAUCUCCGUCGAGUCCUGGACUGGCUCCGGGCCAAGGUUCCAUUACUCUCAGCAAGUCUGCCGGCGGUGGCUCGACCGGCUCGACCGGCACCACCACCUCGUCCAGCUAGCUCAUCCACACCUACUACGGGCACCGGCUCUGGCUCCGGUACCGUCGCUCAGUGGGGUGGGACUGGCUGGACUGGCGCGACAACUUGCGCCUCAGGCUUUACCUGCAAGGUCUUGA